This is a messenger RNA of Saccoglossus kowalevskii, 4578 nucleotides long. RefSeq lists its product as uncharacterized. The record is from RefSeq and is a predicted model, not a curated record. NCBI's taxonomy places the organism in Eukaryota, Metazoa, Hemichordata, Enteropneusta, Harrimaniidae.
AUGGGCAAAUGGAAGUUACUCACGGGCAAUAAUAGAGCUAGAAGUUCUUGGAUGAAGCCACCCAAGUUUCAUCAUCCCGCAGUUGAAAUCACGGAAGACAACUUUGAUAGGCAACGUAUGGUUAGAUUAUACGAUUUAGCCGUCGAUCCUUUCGAAACAACUGAUGUGUCUGAAUCCAAGGAAAACCGUGGUAUUGUAAAGGAGAUGCUCGGCAAACUUGAAGAAUACGCAAAUAGGGCAGUGCCCGCCCAAAUGGAAACGAGACCAAGGAUGAACAAAGCUGCUGUAGUUGAUUCAAAUACUGACCCACCUCACAUCAUUAUCUUUGUUGUUGAUUAUCUCGGAUGGAAUGACGUUGGGUAUCACAAUUCAAACAUAAAGACACCAACCAUUGACAGGCUCGCUGAGAGUGGCGUCAAAUUGAACAACUACUAUGUUGCCAAUGCCUGUGUUACGGCACGUGGCGCCUUGGGAUUUUUAGUUUCUGGUGUGGGUAAGGACGCUGCCAAUGGUAACUAUGGGAUUUUGGAUCAACGUUUUGCAUUGGAAUGGGUGAGGGAUAAUAUUGCUAACUUCGGAGGAGAUCCAAAUAAGGUUACAAUUUUUGGACAAAGUGCUGGUGCACAGUCUGUUGGGAUACACUUGGCUUCCUCGAAAAGCGACUCACUAUUCCAUUAUGCAAUCAUGGAAAGCAAUCCACUUUCGUUGCCCCUUCGUUCACGACUUGGAGCGGAGAUCCUAGGUAGCUACUUCGCUGCAGAACUGGGAUGUAAAACCGGAGAUAUUAACUGUAUGCGGAGCAAACAUGUUGACGAAAUCGUUUCUGCCCAGCAAAACACAAGCACCAAAAUAGUCAACCCAUUUAGACUGCUAGAGUUGUUCGAACCAUGGGGUCCAUACAUUGACGGUGAUGACAUCACAGAACAGUCUAUUGACUCCUUUACCAAAGGACAUUUUCAGAAGAAACCAAUAAUCUUGGGAACCACUUCAGACGAAGCCCGUGCUAAUCUAUUUGGAGCAAUUACUGAACCAAUGGACAAAUUUCACUAUUAUAAAUAUGUUAUUGUAACGUUAACAAUUCAUUCCUAUAAAGUGUUGCACAAGUAUCCGCCACUUUCUAGUGGCGACCAGAGGGAAAAGCUGUCUAUUGCAGGGCAUCCUUAUCUCUUCGCAUGUCCAACACGUGAUGCCGCAAGGCAUAUAUCAUAUCAUAGUGAUCUAUCUAUUUGGACCUAUGUUUUUGAUCAUGCAUUGUCUUUUGAUGCUUGGGGACCUGAUUUCAAUUUCUGCGUUAAUGCCCUUAGCAAUAAUGCUAUUGACAGGUUACAGCAACUCUGGGAUGGCAGUAUUCUACUCAAAUUGGCCUUAUCUAUUGAUGGUGACAUUGAAGACCAUGAAGACCCAAAAGAAAGACUAAAGUCUUUGGUAAAUUAUCUGCAAGGUUGCUAUGGUGACCAGAAGCCGCAGAUCAGCUGGUCUCGUAUCUUUUUUGAGCAAGCAGAGAGGGAGAUAGGUAAAGCAUGUGCUUUAUUGCUUUGCCAAUCAGUAGAAUGCGUGAAGAAAGACGGGUUCAUUCAAGUUAUUCUAGGUCUUGAUGAAGAGUCACAGUUGAAUAUAAAACAGAUCAUCGAAUUUGUUCUAGUGGGAUCUCCUGCCACCAGUUUGAGACCAGACUUCGCUGACAUUUUGGAUCAACCAUGUUAUGCCAAAGAUACUGUUGCUGCAAGUCCGCAGCUACCAUUCUCGCCGAUUACCCGCUCUACUACGUCCCAGCAAUAUUAUAGUAAUUCACCAACUAGAGAGUUCCUCAACUCUCCGCAAAUUGGUGCUAAGAUUGCCCUUCGCGAGUAUAAAAAGCGUAUACAAAUUUUGGAGCGUGAACUUCGGAAUGAGGCGUACUUGCGUCAGGAGAAAGAACAAGAGUUGGAAGAGAAUAGAACAUACCUGAUUGAAAAAGAUGGCAGAAUCGAGCAACUUAAAGGUGAAAUAAAACACCUGCAGCAUUUACGAUAUAUAGAAGACGAUCUGAAUAUCAGUAAACUGGCUGAAAGAGCAGCACAGGAAGAGAUUGUAAAACUGAAAGAUAGACUCUCUAUUAUUGGAGAACUUAAAAUGGACAUUUCUUCACUCAGAAAAGAAAAUGCUAGUCUUCUUGAUGAAAGAUGUCACCAUCAACAAUUGGCUAAAAAUUAUGAGACUUUGCAGAGAGAGAUUGCAGAACUUAAGAAGAGUAUAAACGAGGCUGGGUACAAACAUCAGCAACUUAUGAUGCAAUGUGAAACUUACAAACAGAACAUCCUUGAAGUUAUCCAAGAAAAAGAGGAUUUAAAAACCAUCAAGGACGAGAGGGAAAACCUAUUAAAAGAGGAGAUUCAGCAACUUGAGGAUAGAAUUUGCCAACAGGUUAACGAAGAGUUUCAUCAGGGAGAAUCCUUAGGCUUCAUCUUGGAGAAAAGAGUUGGUGAUUUGGAGUUAGAAAAGGGGAAUUUAGCAAUGAAGCUGGAACAGCAGUAUGUUCUGGAAAAGCAGUCUGCUACUGAGAAAGAGCAAAAGCUGAAUGAGAUGUCUGCCAUGAAUGUGGGAUAUGAGAAACAACUUACUGAUUUAAGAACACAAAUGACUGGCUUACAGAAAGAUUAUGAUAUAGAGACUCAAAAUAAACGCAGUUUGACGAAGGAAUUCCAUAGCAGACUACGCGACAUAUCACAACAGCAACAAGAGAUAAUGGAAACGGCUCAGCAGGAAAAAGAGAAGUAUGAAAAAGAUCUUCUUGAAAAGAACAAGCAAAUUGUAGAAAUGGAAAAGUCAAGGGAAGGAUAUAUUUUAGAGAAGUCUGGUCUCAGAGGGAAAAUUGAUAAACUUCAAAGUAGUCUGGAUGAUAUGAGACAAAAACAGGAUAUGGAUCUUCGUUGUAAAAUGGAUGAUUUUUUUAAGCAGAAAGAGGAUGAAAUCAUUAAUUUGCAAACUGAAUUUGAUCUGAAAUGUGCCAAGGUGAUUGCCCAAAAAGAUUCUCAGAUUGAAAAUCUGAAAAUGAAGUACAAUGAAAGAGUCUCUUCUACUGAAAAAGAAAAUGAAGACUUGAAACACAAAAUCCAUCGGGCAAAUUCAGAGAUGGAACGCUUUAAUAGCUUUAAAACUGAAUCUGAAAAAAAGUUGCGUGAGAGCGAAAGUCGUGGUGAUCUCUAUAAAGCCAAGCUACAGAAAAUGGUGAAUCAGUACACCACUCUACGGACAAGCCAUGAAAGUCACUGUGCGGAGACUGAUGGUAGAUUGAAACGGUAUGAAUGCGAGAGACUUAAUCUGUCAACUCGGCUUCAAAGCUUACAGAAUGAGUGUGAAAUCUUUCGAGAAACUCAGAAAACUACCAACCUAGAAAUAAAGACUUUAACACAGAAGUUUUUGGAAGAGCAGAGAAAGAAUAUUACAUUACAGCAACGUCUGCGUUCCUCAGAAGUCCAGUUGAGUCACGCUGAGAGGGAAAUCCAGUCAAGAAAAGCAAAUGGCGCACCAACCUCGCAUAAGUUUGCAGUGCCUCGCACCAAAACUGAAACGGAGAGCUCUGAUGGUGCGAUGUCAGACGAUAUUCAACAUGACAGCAUAGAUUGGCAAGAUCAGACAUUCCGUUUGUCAGAUUUAGAAAUAUCACAGAUGUCCAGAAAAUCGAAACUUUCAAACUUAGAAACCAGCAAGUUCAAUAGUCGGGAAUCACUGACGAGCAUUGAUUCAAGAAGAGACUCUACAAUGUUUGAUAUAACCAUGAUGAGCAAGACAUCUUUGAAACAUGACGCAAGUAUUAUGUCAGACAAGGAUGCAAGUUUUGAAUUUGGAAAUCACGUUAUUCCCAAGUUGGAUUCCAGUCUUGCCAGUCUGAAUUGUACAUUGGAUACCACUGAUAAACAAACUACAGGGAGAGCUGGUUUUGUGUACAUGGGAGGCUGCGAGGACGAACCUGAACAUUUUGAUUGGGAUAGAGUGUCAGAAAUGCAGCGCAGGAACACAUUGUGUCCACCUCAUUUAAGAACUGCUUAUCCCAUCGAGACCCAGAAUGCUACACCAUCUAAGGUAGAAGAGAAUUCUUUGAGGAAUAAAAUCCGAAAAAGGAAGGCUUUUAUGUUUGAAGAGGAAGAAAACCAAGGAGCAAGAAGGAAGCUGAGGUCUUCAAUGUCACUGAAUCCAAGUAAAACUCGUCGAUUAACUCCCAGAAAAUCAACUUCGGCUCAAAAUAUUCAGCAGCACAAGGAAACUGUGCAAAUUGGUAAGGAGUCUGCAAUGUUUAGCAUUGGCUUCACUCCACUCAAAGAUAAACAAAAACGCAAAAGUUUAAGGUUGGCCAAGAAAGACAAGAAGGAAACACAAAAUGCUGGUCGAGAGUCGACUGCAUUUAGUAUUGGAUUCACUCCACUCAAGGAAAGGAAAGAGAAAUGGAAAAAAGCAAAGUUGGCAAAGGCUGAGAAAAAGAAGGCUUUGAAUAAACAAGAAACCAAUAUUUGAUAACCUCUAAAUCUUUGAAACCUGCGGAAUGCAAGUUGUAUAUUUUGUACCAGAUAGGCUUGUUAAGUUGGAUGAAUCAUGGUGUGC